Actinia tenebrosa (Australian red waratah sea anemone) is the source of this 947-nucleotide messenger RNA. Its product is annotated as histone H2B.2. Gene Ontology annotation, molecular function: protein heterodimerization activity; structural constituent of chromatin; DNA binding. The record is from RefSeq and is a predicted model, not a curated record. Gene Ontology annotation, cellular component: nucleosome. NCBI's taxonomy places the organism in Eukaryota, Metazoa, Cnidaria, Anthozoa, Actiniaria, Actiniidae.
CCUGUUGUUGGAAAGAAAGGUGAAAAGAAAGCCGGCAAGAAGGCCGCUCUUGGUGACAAGAAGAAGAGAAGAUCUAAGAGAAAGGAAUCCUAUGCCAUCUACAUCUACAAGGUCAUGAAGCAGGUCCAUCCUGACACUGGUAUCUCCAGCAAGGCCAUGAGCAUCAUGAACUCCUUUGUCAACGAUGUCUUCGAGCGCAUCGCUGGUGAAGCUUCCCGUCUUGCUCACUACAACAAGAAAUCCACCAUCACAUCUCGGGAAAUCCAGACGGCUGUUCGUCUUCUUCUCCCUGGUGAACUGGCCAAGCACGCAGUCAGUGAAGGCACCAAGGCUGUCACCAAGUACACUAGCAGCAAGUAAACAGUUCUAAACUGUUUGCAAAAUACAAAACAACGGCUCUUUUAGGAGCCACCAUAUGAUAACAAAGAUCAUGGUCUUAUGCUAAACCAAACAUUUAAAACAGAAAAUAAUAUACAAUAUUAUCCUUCUUAUCCCUUGAAAUAAUUGACCAGUUGCCUCUUGUGUCGUCAAAACAGAAAUUACGACAUUUUUAUUCCGUUGACAACAUUGACCCGUUGCCUUUUUUGUCGUCUUGCCUUUCUUCACUACACUUAUACACUGAUCUCUGGAGUCUCAAAUUUCCCUACCAACAUCUUCUUUUAUUCGAGUGUUUUCUCUGGUCUUUCUCCCUUCAUAAAACAUGGCCAUAAAACAUAAGCUAAAUUCAAUCAGACAUUAAAAUAUCUUAGCGCUUUCAUCUCGUUAAUCUCAGGUCUCUCUACCAACAUUUUAUCUAAAAAGAGUUUGUUGGAGUAUUUUCUGUGGUCUCUACCUUCAUAAAUCAUAAUAAGCUAAAUCCAUUCAAACUCAUUUCUUUAGUCUCAGGUUUCUCUACCAAUAUCUUAUACAUCUUAUUUGAAUAAUUAAAGUUUGUUGCAUGUUAGUUU